CUUCUUCUCCGCGAUUACUAUAUAGCCACGUCUUCUUCUACUCUCAAGAACUCGAAUUUGACUCUAUAUAACUGCGAGAGUAGGGGCUUAAGAAGAUAUAUUAUCACGGUCAAUUGAGUUGAUCGGAAACUACACAUUUACUUCUACUCUUGAGCUUUUUAAUUUAUACCGACGAAAUGGCAUCAGUCAGAGCUGCUGGUCGUCUCCAGCCGGCUGCUCGCACAGCGUUGCAGGCAGGCAUCUCUCAGCAAACCCGCGGUUAUGCCUCCCUAUUCGCUGGUGAGCCAUCAGGACCUGAGAUUAAGACUCAGAUCCCGGGCCCAAAGUCACAGCAGGCUAUCAAGGAGCUCGACAAGGUCUUUGAUACCCGUGCCGUCAACAUGCUGGCGGACUACACACAGAGCAAGGGCAACUACAUCGUUGACCCAGACGGAAACGUCCUCCUCGAUGUCUAUGCUCAAAUUGCCUCCAUCCCAGUCGGUUACAACAACCCAACCCUCGCCAAAGCCGCCCAGUCCCCCGAGAUGAUCAACUCCCUCAUCAACCGCCCCGCACUCGGCAACUUCCCCUCCCACGACUGGGCUCAAAUCCUCGAGACCGGCAUCCUCAGCGUCGCACCCAAAGGCCUCGACCAAGUCUUCACCGCCACCGCCGGCUCCGACGCCAACGAGUGCGCCUUCAAAGCCGCAUUCAUGUACAAAGCCCAACAGCGCCGCGGCGGCCCCGACGUCGAAUUCACCGCCGAGGAGCUCUCCUCCUGCAUGAACAACUCCCUCCCCGGCGCCUCGAACCUCUCCAUCCUCUCCUUCAAAUCCGCCUUCCACGGCCGCCUCUUCGGCACCCUCUCCACCACCCGCUCCAAGCCCAUCCACAAGCUCGACAUCCCCGCCUUCGACUGGCCCCAAGCCACCUUCCCUCUCCUCAAAUACCCGCUCGAGGAGCACGCUACCGAGAAUGCAAAGGCUGAGGCUGACGCACUCGCUGACGUCGAGCGCCUCAUCACUACCUUCCCCCACCCACCCGCUGCCGUCAUCGUCGAGCCCAUCCAAUCCGAGGGUGGCGAUAACCACGCUUCCCCUGCCUUCUUCCGCGGCCUGCGCGAGCUGACCGCUAAGCACGACGUCCUCUUCAUCGUUGACGAGGUGCAGACCGGUAUCGGCGCUACGGGCAAGUUCUGGGCCCACGAGCACUGGGACCUCCCCACACCACCUGACAUGGUGACGUUCUCCAAGAAGGCACAGACAGCGGGUUACUACUACGGCAACCCCGCUCUGCGCCCUAACAAGCCUUACCGCCAGUUUAACACCUGGAUGGGCGACCCAGCGCGCGCGAUCCUGUUCCGUGGCAUCAUUGAUGAGGUUAAGCGUCUUAACUUGGUUGAGCACACCGCCAAGACGGGCGAUUACUUGUAUGCGGGUAUCGAGAAGCUGGCGGUGAAGUAUCCGGGGCAGUUUAAGAAUCUCAGGGGCAAGGGACAAGGAACGUUCAUUGCGUUUGAUAGUCCGCAGCGUGAUGCGUUCUUGAAGAAGGCGAAGACGGUGGGGGUUAAUAUUGGGGGGUCGGGAGAGAGCGCGGUUAGGUUGCGCCCGAUGUUGAUCUUUGAUAAGGUGCAUGCGGAUAUUCUUCUUGAGGCGAUGGAGAAGAUUGUUAAGAUGUAAGCGGGGAGAGGUGGAAAGGGUGGAGUUAUGAUAAUUUAUGUGUGAGUGGCGUUUGAUGAUUGAGACGCAGAGAGCUCUUCAUGCUUGGUGAUUACUGGGUGCUCAGGUAGUUUGAAGUAGCAUAUGGACUUAAAUUCCAAUAUCACUGGUUUACAAAUCGCAUUUGUCUCAUUUAAAUGUCUACAUUUUUAACAUUUCUCAUGUCGGAAUAUUAAAAUUAUAAAAUAUCAAGAGAUAAUAUUUCUUCUAUUUCAAAUUAACGAACCUAACACCAGCCCACAACAAAAUAACC
Pseudogymnoascus verrucosus is the source of this 1950-nucleotide messenger RNA. RefSeq names its product 4-aminobutyrate transaminase (gene UGA1). Gene Ontology annotation, molecular function: pyridoxal phosphate binding. The transcript has 3 exons. Gene Ontology annotation, cellular component: mitochondrion. The record is from RefSeq and is a predicted model, not a curated record. Gene Ontology annotation, biological process: GABA catabolic process. Bases 177 to 1658 code for a protein of 493 amino acids. Lineage: Eukaryota; Fungi; Ascomycota; Leotiomycetes; Thelebolales; Thelebolaceae.